Molecule: messenger RNA, 3943 nt
Organism: Scomber scombrus (Atlantic mackerel)
Lineage: Eukaryota; Metazoa; Chordata; Actinopteri; Scombriformes; Scombridae
Exons: 10
Coding region: 117-3500 (1127 amino acids)
Source: RefSeq, a predicted model, not a curated record
CGGAAGUUUUAUUUUGGCAUCCAGGGGGGCGUGGCCGAGACGUAAACAACGAUUGCUGUUUCCGGUGAUGUUUGCAGGACAUAAACUACUCCAAAAGACUCUGAUGGUUAUGGAGGAUGAUGGACAACCCGACAGCAAAUAAGAGCCACAUACCUUGUCAGUCAUGGGUGGAUCAGAAUGGCUGGCCCACAGCUACAACCCAAGGGCCAGUCCUCAACCCUCUAUCCAGUGCUCAACAUCUCAGCCUGGGCUCGUCUUCUGACCAGAGACCCCCCUAUGACCACCUGCAGGCAUCUAACCAGAGCUGCAUGAGCGACCUCAGCACCUUAUCAUCCAGAAGCAACACUCAUCACACUGCCCAGUACACAUCCUCUCACAUCAGUAGCAAUUUGUCGUCCACUUCACUAUUUGCCAACACCACUAUACCAAGUGUAUCUCAGAUUAUAUCUUGUGGUCAGCAAAAUCCUCACAGUUUAUCAAUGCUACCUGCUGCUAACCAAGGAAAAAAUAUCCCCCCACCUUCUCUUCCACAAACAAACCAAGGAUCUCAGACUUGUAGGCCCCAACAUCUACCGCUCGUCUCACCCCACGACCCUUAUAAAACCUCUUUUCAACCUCCAUUAACCAAUCAGGGGCUUCAAGAUAUACCCAUUGGCCUACCGUCAUGUGGACACGAUUUAAACCAAGGAUCACAGAGGACAUCUCAACCUACUUUUGGAGGAGUACAUGUGGAUGCUGGUGUUGCAGGAUACACUCACAGCCAUGCCUCAUCUACUUCUCAGGAGCAGCCUCAGUGGACACCUUCAUCACACUGCAAGGGAGCUGAAAACAAGCCUGUCCCUGAUGCAGCUUCUCAUCCUAACAAAGAACCAUCACAAAAGAGGAACAUUAUCCCACCGGCCAGCAAUGAUAGGAGUCGUUCAAUAGUUUUACAUCAGCGUGCACUUCUACUCAAACAACUGGCGGAGUUGGAUGAACUUCUGGAAUCAUUACCUGCAGAUGACAGGAGUGGUGGGCAGUCUCAAAACACAGCUAUCCGGUCUCCUCCACUAAUGGAUGAUUCGUCUCAGUGUGAACAAACAAAGACCAGUGAUCAACAGAAAGUUCGGUUAUCAGCAGUAAAGUCAAAGGUACAGUCACAGCUUUUAGCAAAUUGUUCAUCUCCUGCAUCCUAUGAAGAACAAAAUCAGACCGGUGAUUCACCAGAUGACCCGAUGUCUGCAGCAGAAUUGGAGAAAACAGAUAAUGCCUCAGCGGAGUCUGAUGACAGUGAUCCCGAUUAUUCACCUAACAAUGAUGGUGACCUAUCAGAUGCAGACAAUGGCUUUUCAGAUGAAUCCAGUGAUAGCAGUCCCCCAACCACACAGAAAGAAGAAACACCUCACCUGAAGUCUCUUCCAGGAAAAAGGAGGGAUGAAUCAGACAAAAGUGUCAGUCCUCAAAAAAGGAAAUGCAUAACUGAUCAGGAGAAGUCCUCAACUGUGGAGUUGCCAACUUCAAAUUCAGAAGUGCAAUGUGUUUACGAUAAGAGGAAUUAUUGUCCAUUUUGCUCUAAGCCAACGCUCAAAAUGGCAAGACAUCUUGAGAGAAUCCACAGUGACAAAGUAGAAGUUGCAGCUGCAUUUCAGUAUCCCAAAAGUUCCAGAGAAAGGCGAAAGAUAUGGAAUAGAUUAAAGAAUCAAGGAAACUUUGUUCAUAAUAAAAAUGUUUUGAAAGCAGGGAAGGGACAGUUUAUUGUCCCAAGAACAGCAAAGCACAGCAAAACUACAAUAAAAGGAAUCCAUGACCGUCUUCACUGCCUUUACUGCCGUGGUCUUUAUUUAAAGAAAACUUUAUAUAGACACCUGAGGGUGUGCCCAGAGAAAGUGAAGAAUGACAAUGAAUCACAGAUUGGAAGAAACCGUAUUGCAUCACGCUGUGUUCUUGAAACUAUCGGAGAUCUUGGUGUAAGUGAUGGUUUCAGAGAACUUCUGUCGCAGAUGACAUAUAAUGACGUGACACAAGCUGUCAUGGAUGACAAGAUUAUCUUGCAGUUUGGUGAACAAAUGUUUGAUCAGCAAGGAUCAAAUGCGAAGAGGCAUGAUUACAUAAGACAAAACCUUCGUCAGAUAGCAAGACUUGUACUGGAAGCUCAAAAAAUAACCCCCCUGAAGAAGGUGGAGGACUUCUUUCUCCCCUCAAGCUUCCCACAUGUUGUGUCAGCAGUCAACGUCUUGGCAGGUUACGAUCCAGAAAAGAAAACAUACAGUACUCCGUCACUUGCCAUCAAGCUUGGCUACCACCUACAGAAGUGUUGUAGUAUUGUUGAGAGGAAUGCGAUGCAGAGUGGAGACACAAGACUGGUAGAAUCUGCACAAAACUUCCUCUCAGUAUACCAGAAGAAAUGGAAUACACUAGUUUCUUCAGGAGCAUUAUCGACACUCAGGGAAACAAAACUGACUACAGAAAAGAAGGUUCCGUUUUCUCAAGAUGUGAAGCGCCUGAAUUUCCACAUGGAGAACGUUCAUCUUCUUGCUGAGAAAAAACUCACAGAGUGCCCCUCUGCAGAAAACUACGCUGCUCUGGCCAAGGUAGUACUCACUCGAACAAUAAUUUUCAACAGGAGACGGAUCCAGGAGGUAUCAGAGGUGCCACUAACUGCUUUUAUGUCAAGGAAAAAGUCAAACCUGCCUGGUAACUUUGACAUAUCUGUCUCUAAAUUGGAAAGAACCAUGUGUGAGUUCUUCACUAGAAUUGACAUACUAGGGAGGUGCGGGAAAAUGGUCCCUGUUCUGUUAAAACCUUCAUUCGUGUCAGCAUUGGAGCUUCUAGUGAGUGUUCGUGAAAAAUGUGGAGUCCCCAGUGAGAAUCUCUUCCUAUUUGGCCGACCCAGGUCACUGACUGCCUACAACGGCUCUGAAUGCAUCCAAAAAUCCGUCAAAAUGUGCGGAGCUAAAAACCAUAAAGCACUGACAUUGGCGAAAAUUCAGAAGCAUUACGCUACAAUGCUGCAGAUGAUCAAUCUGGACGAGAAUGAAGCCGACGAAAUAUUAGGCCAGAAUAAUCACGCCCGAACACGACAGAACAGUGGCAUGCAGAUGGAUGAUGUUCAAAUGGACUCCGAAGAGAGACCACAACCUGCAAGUGGACAUCAAGCUGCAUCAUGGGAUCAGAGUGAACUCUCUGGUUCAUCCUACGCUCAAGCAGAUUUUAAUCAUGAACAAGCACAUGGAGCAACCGCAGGCACCAGCAUGACUGUACCACCAAAAUCUGGCAACUCAGGCAAAAAAGGUUCUCAUAAUCAGUGCAAACACAAAUGGGAGUACGCAGAGAUCAGUGCCGUAGAAAGACACAUGAUGCGUUUCAUUCAAGGACACAAGGUACCUCAGAAAAAUGACUGCAUUCAGUGUCUUGAGGCUGAGCCAAAAGCACUGAGGACCCGUUCCUGGAAAGGUGUAAAGGACUACGUUCGAAACAGGAUCACCGCUCUAAAAAGACAAAGUAGAACCUCCCAAGCUUAACUUUAAUUGAGCCACAGAGGACUGGACAUUUUCAGCAUUUAUAGACUUUUCCCUCUUCUCUCUUUUUAUGCUCCUCCUUCCCUUAUUUGUCUUUCAUUCCUCAACAGUCUCCCUCUCUGUCUCUUAUACAACUUUGGGAGCAUUUCUGUCCAUUAGGAUGGCCAAGAAGACAUUUAUAACUGAUCAUUUUCAUUUGCUGGUUUAUGUUCUGCAGUUGCUGCAGUCAUUCUUCCUUUGUAUCAUUCUGCAGUAUAGAUCUCCCUGUGGUUAAGCUUCAUUUUAAGUUCAUUUUAACACAAGAGAGUUCAUAAAUACUGACAGAUGAUGUGUUAUACAGAUGUAGCACGUUGUUGGAGCUGAUCCUCUUCAACCAAGUUAUCUUCCGUACUGUGUUUUGUUAUUCAGUUUGACUUUGUAUAACAACUUACCAACAAUAAAGUGCC